AAGUGUUUUCUGAGUAGCAACAGAAACUGUUUUUCAAGAGUUUGCUUUAGAAAGUUGAGUUGUUUGGCCAAACUUUUAGUUACUCGAGGCGUUAUUUGAAAGAGGCCAAAAAGUUGGCUCUCUUUACUUUAAGAGCAUAUUGAUUCCAAAAGCUUUGGUUUUUCCGACUCCAAAAUGGAAACAAGGAAUCUGUGAAAGAAUGCAUCUCGUGUUGAUGUGGUAAAUCUGUCUCGAGAUUGAGUUCUGAUUAGCUCAAUGAAGACAGAGGGUCAGGGAAUAGAUGUACUGGAGAAUACGAGCGAUGCACAUAAUAGAUUGCCUCGUCCAAUGAUCCAGUCUAUUUUCUCAGGAUUCCAGGAAAAGGUCCAAGAGUGUGUUAAGUCAAAUUUCAAAAGAUUGAAAAUCGCUCAUGAUAAAUCAAUCAUGAGAGGUAAUAACAGAGGAGCAGCUGUAGUCAUAGAUGUGGAUAAAGAGAAGCAAUUACAAUCUUGGAAAGAGAACCCGAGUUGGGUUGAUCCCCCGCCAAAUGUAAAGGUAAGUGUACCCAAAGGUUCUCUUUGCAACCUGAAUGUGAAAGUUAAUAUUGGACUGCCCCCAGAUACCGUGUUUGACAUUGUAACCGACCCUGAAAAUAGAAGAGUCUUCAAGAAUAUCAAGGAAGUAUUAUCAAGGAAGGUGUUGGUUGAUGAAGGUUCAAGGCAAGUAGUGGAAUUAGACCAAGCCGCAAUAUGGAGAUUUCUUUGGUGGUCAGGAACAAUAUCUGUUCAUGUAUUAGUUGACCAAAACAGAGAAGACUACACGAUGAAGUUCAACCAAGUGAAAACUGGAUUCAUGGAAAGAUUUGAAGGUCGUUGGAAAGUAGAACCCCUGCUUGUUGAUGAACAUCUUUGCCAUCCCUUCAAACCUAAGACGUUAGCGGAUUACAUUUCAUAUACUAAAGGAAAAGGAAGGAUUGGAUCAACGGUUAGCUUGGAGCAACUCAUUCAACCAGCUAUUGUACCUCCUCCUCCCAUUUCAUGGUAUCUUAGAGGAAUAACCGCCAAGACAACGGAGAUGAUUAUAACAGACUUGGUUGCUGAAGCAGCUAGAAUACGAGGAUCUUCCAGUAACGAUGGUUCCCAGGGUUUGAAGGUAAACGAAGAAUCCUCCAUUGAAUCUCAAGUAAGCGAUAUUCGUGAUAUAAAAGAAAGGUGGGCCUUAAGAAGGAGAACAUCAAGGCAUCAUCGAAGAUCAUCUUCGAUUGCCAAGUAAUUGUUGAGAGUACAUUCUUUGUUGUAUCAUAGCU
This is a messenger RNA of Solanum verrucosum, 1285 nucleotides long. RefSeq lists its product as uncharacterized. The record is from RefSeq and is a predicted model, not a curated record. The coding region runs from base 256 to 1251 and encodes 331 amino acids. Lineage: Eukaryota; Viridiplantae; Streptophyta; Magnoliopsida; Solanales; Solanaceae. The transcript is spliced from 6 exons.